This is a messenger RNA of Mizuhopecten yessoensis (Yesso scallop), 3434 nucleotides long. RefSeq names its product nibrin-like. Lineage: Eukaryota; Metazoa; Mollusca; Bivalvia; Pectinida; Pectinidae. Gene Ontology annotation, molecular function: damaged DNA binding; protein binding. Gene Ontology annotation, biological process: mitotic G2 DNA damage checkpoint signaling; double-strand break repair via homologous recombination. The coding region runs from base 45 to 2813 and encodes 922 amino acids. The transcript has 15 exons. The record is from RefSeq and is a predicted model, not a curated record. Gene Ontology annotation, cellular component: Mre11 complex.
GCGGGUACUGGCACUUCCGGAAUAAACAGAGCUGUCUGACCGAGAUGUGGUUUCUAACUUCACUCUCUAAUCCAGAUAAGCGAUAUGUUUUGUUAGUUGGGAAGAGCUAUAUUGUGGGCCGGAAGGACUGCGAGAUCCUCGUGGAGAACGAUGCUGCGGUCAGUCGUAAGCAUGCCGAGCUCACUGUGACCCACCCAGAAACUAAUCUGAACAAACCUACAUUACUACCCACAUUGACCGUCAAAGAUCUCUCCAAGUAUGGAACGAUGGUCAACGAGAAUAAAGUUCAAGGUCAGGUGACAGUCAAGGAUGGAGAUGAGGUCGUGUUUGGGUCACCGAAGUCGGCAUUCAUAGCUGUGUACGAGCCACUUGUUGUUUCAACUUCCUGUCUGAGUCCGAACUUGAAGAAGCAGGUUCGCCAGACUGUGCUGCGGUUGGGCGGCCACAUUGUGGCAGAGUGGUCGCGGCAUUGUACUCUUCUUGUCAUGACUUCAAUCAGCGUCACAAUCAAGGUGGUGUGUGCCAUGGUCUCCCUGAAAUCGAUUGUCUCCCCUGACUAUCUGGACGCCUACCUGCAAUCACUGGAGACUGGUAAAGAACAGCCAGAUGCUGAGAGCUACCUGCCCACUGUGUCAGAGUCUCAGGUGGAUCCGACUGAAGUCAGUUUCACCAACAAUCCUGAACGCAAGAAAAUCUUCCAGGGGAAAACUUUCAUAUUUCUUCAGCAAAAACAGUUCCAAAAGAUGAGUCUGGCGGUAGAGCUUGGGGGCGGGAUGCCACUUCUGAUGGAGACUCGUCCCCAGGGGCGGGGCGACGAGGCUGUUCUAACACAUAAGGACACCAUCGUCAUGAACUGUGGCCCGGACGCUGGGCCGGCAAACGAGUGGACAGAAUGGUACAAAUAUAUGGAGAAGUUACUGGAUAGACACAAAAGACACAUGAGUCAAGAUGCAGAGCUAGGAUUGGCUGUGUUACACUGUGAUACAGAACAAUACUGUAAUCCUUGUGUAGACUUUGCGAGUCAGAUGGUGUCACGACUCCCAAGCCAGUCCCUGUCCCAGGCCCCAGUGUUCACACAGACAGAAACUGAAAACAGGGGAGUGAAACAAGAGAAGACGACUCCGCCACCAACUACAUCCAAACCUCCCUGUGUAAAAUCCUCUCCUGCACCUCUCAGUGUAAAAGGCAGAGAAUCACAGAGAAUAAAAGGGCCAUCUCAAGGAGAUCAAGACACAGCAACAACCUCUACAGCUAGAGGUCAAAUUUCACAAGCAUACAAAUCACAAAACUCAAGUCUUAAACAGAAAUCACGAUCACCUUCCCCUAAGAAGCAACAGGAUACAUCAAAAAUGUCACCUCUCAGAAGAAGUCCUAGGUCAAGGUCUCCAUCACCAGUUCCUGUCACAAGUAAAACUUCCAAUCUGAGGUCAAGGUCACCAGCACCUGCAGAUUUGAGGUCAAGGUCACCAGCACCUCCAGAUUUGAGGUCAAGUUCAAGUUCACCAGCACCUCCAGUUUCCAAGAGGAUAAAUAUGACGUUGUCUUCUGUUCCUGAAGUUGUGACCAGUAACUCAGCAUCCCCAGUAACAAAAAAGGGGGGUAAAGGAGGUCCCAAAAACACUAGAAAUAACAGUCCGGAGAUUGUGGUUGUUAAAAAGGAGAAAGUUGUGCGAGAGACAAAGACUCGACCUGGAAAGAGGCAGAUUAUUGAAGAUGAGUCAGAUGAGGACUACGGUUUUACUAGAAAAUCUAAACGGAAACGUGACAGUCCGGAUGAGGUUGAUAAUGAGGACGAUCCUUUUGAUUGGUCAAGUCGUAAAAGUGCCGCAAAAACCUCAUCAAAGUCGGAAAGAGGUUUGAAAGUAGAAAAAGAUGAAGAUAUUGUGAUAGAGGACUCAGAAUCUGAGACAGAAGACUACAGAGGUAAAAUGUCAAGGUCUAACAAAGGUCAAGAGGUCAGAGUUUCUGACUCGGAUUCGGAUUCUGGAGUCAAAUGGACAAGUAAAGGUAAAAAUAGGUCACCAAAAGGUCGUAAAGGUCAACAGACUAAAGAUGUAGUAGAAUUAGUCGAGGAAUCACAAAAAAUAGGUCAAAAAAAGAGAAAGUUAGACGAUUCAUCAGAUGAGGAGGAUCAAGGUCAUAGGUCAAGGAGGAAAAUAAAAGAAGAACCAGGAAUCAGCACAUCUCCGACCUCCUCUAGGGGUCGCCAAGGUAACACUAGGGUGGAGGAACAGGAGCAGACCGACAGACAGGAAAUGGUCACUAAACAGGAGAGGAUAACUCCGCGUAAACCAAUCUCAGACAGAACAGUAGGCCAGGAGAAAGUACAGGCAGGAACACGCCAGCAGGAGCAGAGGAUGUCAUCCCCAUCACUUCCUGGAUUCCUGUCUGCAGUAAGAGGACAAAAUGAGGACGAGAACAAUCACCAUGGCAUCUAUGUUAAGGAGGAAGGGAUACCAACCGACCUUGUUCAGACAGUGUUCCUUGACCUUGUGACUCGACGACCUUCACGACCCCAAAACUCUCCAGAAAGAUCAGGAGGAGAUGUUCCUCCGGGAUAUUCACGAUGGAAGGGCAGCAUCGUCAAGAACUUCAAAAAGUUCAAGAAGGCUGGAUUUGCAGGCCUAGACCGACUUCCCAACAUCAUCGGAGGAAGUGAUCUUGUUCCACAUGCAGCAUCACAGCGACGUGAACUUGACGAGUGGUUCAAGGAAGCGCAGGAGGCGGAGAGUCAGCAUUCUGAGGCGAAUAGGCGAGCUCAGGAACUCUUUGAAUGGGAACCUCGAUCUCAUUCUAAUAAUAGAUCUCGCUGAUGACAUUAUACUUGACCAGUCUGAGUUAGGUGACUGGUCACUACUUCACGGCAUGGCAGACAUCUUUCACCAGUGUGAUUGGUCGUUUCAAAAAUUGGUAGCUGAUUGUAUCGCCAUUACCAGUUCUAUACUGACAAAUCGGGUACAAAAUUAUCAACUUAAUGGACGCGUACAGCACUUCCUUCAUUACUUUUGUGAAUAAAAAAUAUGCCUAUGUGUCGGGGAUACGAAGUGAUCACUAAUGUUCAAUGAUACACCACACAUUACUGGGACAGUUACCAAAUUGCAAAAUCCAAAAAUUGUCUAGAAAUUACAUAAAUAAUUUUCCAUAUUUGACAAAAAAUGGUGUAUUAUGACAUAAUUCAAGCAUUUCUAGGAAAGCAUUUACUGCUUGUUAUCAUUCACUUUAUUUUAUCAACUUACUUUUCAGAAGAGAACAUUACGUUACAUUUCACUCAACGUGAAUGUCUUGCAUCAUGUGUGGAUUUUUUGUGCAAUUGAACUCAAAUUCAUGAUCAAUGCUAUCACAGAUUUACACCAAAAUAGUGUGCAAAUUUUAAGUGUUAAUUAAACUUUAAAUAUUUUCUUAUGUUUGUUUUAUUAAAAUGAAUUGUUAAAUAU